This is a messenger RNA of Archocentrus centrarchus (flier cichlid), 2828 nucleotides long. RefSeq lists its product as uncharacterized. NCBI's taxonomy places the organism in Eukaryota, Metazoa, Chordata, Actinopteri, Cichliformes, Cichlidae. Gene Ontology annotation, molecular function: protein binding; AMP deaminase activity; zinc ion binding. Gene Ontology annotation, biological process: IMP salvage. The record is from RefSeq and is a predicted model, not a curated record.
AUGUGCACCCAGCAGGCUGUAAGUAACAGCUCCCAGUCCAGACCGCCAGUCGUGAUGCCCAAGUUGCAAAAGAAGAGUCUGAAGCAAGAUGUGACCCCUGCACCACAAACACAGGUGUACAUAAAACCAGAAGAAGAAAGGUCAGUGCAUCACUUUGAUUUUGGGAUUCCUGUGAAGUACAUCCAGCAGGCUGUAAGUAACAGCUCCCAGCCCAGACCAUCAGUCGUGAUGCCCAAGCUGAAAAUGCCUCCCCAAGUGAAUCAAGUCAAGGCUGCUGCUGGUCUCAGACCCCGGCCUGUCUCGGCUAAAGAACCACAGCCGUCUACACCCUCUGUUGCUGGAACCUCUGACUCAGGGAGAGGAAAAAUCAUGGGCAAAAAGGGAGCAGAGAGUGCACGGCUAGAAGCACAAAAGGCUGUCUUGCUGCAAGAAAAAGAGAAAUUGAAAGCAGUGCUUGAAACUGUCAACGUCCAGAUAGAAAUGGGAAAGGCACUGCUUUAUAAACAAAAGAUCAACACAGCUGGUUCACUCAAAAUUGAACAGCUGGAAGCAGCAGCCAAUGAUGGAAAACAACAGAACAUUCAGACCGAGAGGCUCUUAGCAGAACAGCUUGCAGAAACUAAGAGACUGAAGGAAGAGCUGGCCAAGGCACAGAAAAAACUUGAGGAGGAAAAACUUCAGAGGGAGGAGGACGUGUCACGUCUUCAGGCUGAGCACAUCAAAAUAACAUCCAUGAUGAAAGCAGCAGCAACCAAGGCCCAGGAAGACCUGGAAAAUGAGCGGUCACAGUGGCUCCAGGAAAGGUCCACCAUCCAGUCAGCUCUGAAAUCCCUAAAGGAGUCCAUUGAUGAGACUAUGGAAGAAAAAGAUAAAUUCAUUACUGACGCUCCGGUGCUGCAGUAUCUUUAUUACCUUGCUCAGGUUGGCAUUGCCAUGUCACCACUGAGCAACAACAGCCUGUUCCUCAGUUACCACCACAACCCACUGCCAGAGUAUCUGUCCAGAGGCCUUAUGGUCUCCUUGUCCACUGAUGAUCCUCUUCAGUUCCACUUUACCAAGGAACCUCUGAUGGAGGAGUACAGCAUUGCUACUCACGUGUGGAAACUAAGUUCAUGCGAUAUGUGUGAGCUGGCACGAAACAGUGUCCUCAUGAGUGGAUUUUCACACAAGGCCAAAAGCUACUGGUUGGGUCCAAAUGAUGCUAAGGAGGGUCCCGAGAGCAAAGACAUCUGCCGAGCCAACGUACCAGAUAUCCGUGUGGCCAUAAAUAAAGUUUCUAAAAAAAAACAACAAAAAAAUCCUGUUCUUCUGUCAUGUAGCCACAGCUUCUGUAAAGACUGUCUGAGGAGAUGGUGGAGAGAGAGGACGACACACGAGUGUCCAGUUUGUAAGAGAAGAUCUUCAAGGUGUGAUCCACCUUUAAACCUGGCUUUGAAGAACCUGUGUGAGUCUUUCUUACAGCAGAGAGCUUCAGAGGAUCUCUGCAGUCUGCACUCUGAGAAACUCAAACUCUUCUGUCUGGACCAUCAGCAGCCAGUGUGUGUCGUCUGCAGAGACUCAGAAAAACACAGCGAGCACAGAUUCAGACCCAUCGAUGAAGCUGCACGACAACACAAGAAGGAGCUUCAGGAAACUCUGGAGAAGAAGUUAAAGAUUUGUGAAGAAGUUCAAGUGAAGUUUGAUCAAACAGCAGAACACAUUAAGGUCCAGGCCCGACACACAGAGAGGCAGAUUAAGGAGCAGUUUGAGAAGCUUUGGCAGUUUCUAGCAGAGGAAGAGGAGGCCAGGCUGGCUGCACUGAGGGACAAAGAGGAGCAGAAGAGUGGGAUGAUGAUGAAGGAGAAGAUGGAGGCUCUGAGCAGAGAGAUAGCAGCUCUUUCACACACAGUCAGAGCCACAGAGGAGGAGCUGAGAGCUGAAGACAUCUCAUUCCUGCACAGCUACAAGGCUGCAGUGGAAAGAGUCCAGCGCUGCCCCCUGCUGGAUGAUCCACAGCUGCCCACAGGAGCUCUGAUAGACCAGGCCAAACACCUGGGCAACCUGACCUUCAACAUCUGGAACACCAUGAAGGACAUGGUCUCCUACACUCUGAUCCUGGACCCAAACACUGCUCAUCCACUCAUCCUGUCUGAAGAUCUGACCAGUGUGAGACCAGAGGAAGGAGAGAGGAAGAAGCUUCCUGAUAAUCCAGAGAGGAUUGAUUGUUUCUGCUCUGUCCUGGGCUCUGAGGGCUUUAACUCAGGGACUCACAGCUGGGAUAUUGAGGUUGGAGACAGUACAUGGUGGGGACUGGGUGUGUUAGCAGAGUCUGUGCAGAGGAAGGGAUACAUACGGUCUGGAUUAUGGAGAAUAUGGCUCUCUAAAAGGAAAUACUCAGCAUGGUCUCCAUCAGCUCAAACUGCUCUGUCAGUGCAGAAGAAGCUCCAGAGGAUCCGAGUGAAUCUGGACUGGAACAGAGGAAAUCUGUCGUUCUCUGAUCCUGAUACUAACACACACAUACACACCUUCACACACACUUUCACUGACAGGAUGUUUCCAUACAUUCACACUUAUGGUGAAGUUCAGGUGCUGCCAUUGAAGGUGAGGGUGCAGCAGAUGAGCUGAGGAUGAUGAUGUUUCAGUGAAUUGAAGCUGUUAAACUGCAGCUGUCCUCCUGCUGCCUCGUUCUUCCAAAGCUCUUUGUUUCUCUUUUAGUUUCACUCUUUCUUUCUCUUCCUGCUCUCCACCUUUUCACAUGGAAAUCAUUUCACUGUUUCUCACUGAAUGACUCCCCAAACUAGAUCUGAGCUUCUACCAAGUUUACAAUCAUUCCAAGUGAUUCCUGUUUG